This is a messenger RNA of Harpegnathos saltator (Jerdon's jumping ant), 1832 nucleotides long. It is a transcript of the gene mRpS5, whose product is annotated as mitochondrial ribosomal protein S5. Gene Ontology annotation, biological process: translation. The transcript is spliced from 6 exons. Gene Ontology annotation, cellular component: ribosome. Bases 469 to 1803 code for a protein of 444 amino acids. The record is from RefSeq and is a predicted model, not a curated record. NCBI's taxonomy places the organism in Eukaryota, Metazoa, Arthropoda, Insecta, Hymenoptera, Formicidae. Gene Ontology annotation, molecular function: RNA binding; structural constituent of ribosome.
UUUCUUGUCCUAUCCAUUACAUGUACCUAUCCAUUAUUAACAAUGAAUCAUUUUUCUCUACUGGUAUUCCACCUUUAUCAGUCAUUACAAUAUGUAUUCCUUGUAUCAAAUUAGUCAUAUUAAUUUUUUUUCUGUAUAAUAUAUCCAAGAAAACUCAGAAAAAAACUCAGAAGAAAACUCAAAGAAGUCACUAAACACGAACAAACCAAAUUCUAAGAUCGUUACUUAAUUUAAAUUUGCGCGGUUCGAACUUACUCUUGUAACCCUCCUCGAAAUUAGAGUUAUAAGAGUUAACUCCGGGUACUUGAAAUUUUUGAACGAUUAGGCUCCGCCCAUUUAGUAAAUUACACCACAUUUUGGAACGACGUUGAGUUAACUCCGCUACUCCGAGUAGAGUUUUGGAACGCACCCCUAGAAAGAGAAAACUUGACACCCCUUUCCUAAAGAAAGAGAGAGAAAGAUCUUACAAUGGCUUCUCGUGUUUUACGUGUUUACGGGACUAUAAGAAAUUCGUUGAGAAAUGGACAAAUUAUAAACAAUGAUAUAUAUAAUUCACUGUCUGCCAAACACUCAUAUCUGUUAAAAACUUACGUUCCUUUGGUACAUGAAGUAAGAAAUACAACAUUUUUCUCAAGAAAGACUGCGGAUCAAUUGUGGAAAGGUGUUACAAGUGUCAGUAAUGCAGGAAGACAUAGAGGUAGAGCAAAAGGAUUACCAAGAAAAAGAGAUUUGAACAAGGGACAGAUUAUUGGUGUAGGAAAAGUUCCUAUACAAUUUCCUGGCCUAAAUACUCCUAUAUUUAGAGGGAGAGAACUAGUUCAACAACAGAAAUUGCCUGUGGAUCCUGAAAGGGAGGAAAAGUUAGCAAAAUUACGGCAAAGUCAAAUUAAGCCAAAACGAAUAAAACUUUCUCCAUUGGAACGUGGUUGGACAAGUGUUUCAAUAGGUGGCAGAAAAAUUGGACCACCUGAUCCUAUUGGAGAAGAUAUUUUUGACAAUUUUGAGACUUGGGUCUUGGAAAGUAAAAUGGUGAGUUGUAUGACUAGUAAUUUAGGAUGCAAAAAUCGGAUCAGUGCAUUUGUUGUGACAGGAAAUAGAAAUGGACUAGCUGGCUUUGCAUUAGCAAAAGCAUCUGUAAGUAAAGCUGCUUUAAAGACAGCUAAGAAUAGAGCAGGUCAGAAGCUGAUGUAUAUUCCUAGAUAUAAAGAUCACACUGUGCUACAUAAUUUUUACACACAGUUUGGAAGAACAAAAAUAUUUGUAACGAAAAAAUAUGAAGGAUACGGGCUUAUUUGUCAUCGUGCAAUAAAAGCAUGUUGUGAGGCAAUUGGCAUAAAAGACCUAUAUGCCAAAGUGGAAGGAUCUAAGAAUUUGCAGCAUAUUAUAAAGGCGUUUUUUAUCGGUUUGUUGCAACAGAAAUCGCAUCAACAAAUGGCGGAUGAGAAACGUUUACAUUUGGUCGAGUUUAGAGCUGAAAACGGUAACUAUCCUAUAGUAGUUGCUUCACCAUCAGUAGUAAGGAAAUCAGAGGAAAUACCAGUGAGCGAGAUUCUUGAUUUUCAUCAAUAUAUAAUGGAUGGUAGAGUAAUAUUACAAAAAAAGAAACGUGAGCCAUUUUAUACCAGACACAACUCUUGGAUACUAAAAACGAGGAAAAUGGAGCGUAUAAGAAAUCAUGAUGAUACAAGCAUAAAAUUAAGGGCAGAAUAUGGAGGACUGCACAGUUUUCUAACCGAAAAGUAUCCAGAGGCAAGAUUACUUCCUCCUAAAAAGCGAAGCGAAGAUAACGAGACAGUAGAGUAAAGAACAUAUAAUUGUUAUAAUAUAAUGUA